AUGUCCAAACCUCUGUCUCCGUUGACGACCUCGCGCCAGAAUUCGCGAGCCUUUUCGACGGGCUUUAAUGGAUUGGAAGUCGAGAUGACUGUGGCAGAUGAGUCUUUGGUGAAUGAGAGCGAAUCCGAGAAUAUCUUUCCGAGUCCGAAGAAAACGAUCGACGGCGCGAAUACAAAUACCCCCCAAAGUGGGCGCUAUUCACCUACGUAUCGCACGCAGGAUCCCAUUCUGGAUGUCGAAGUUCCUGAAUCUGUCGACGAACAGCCCAGCUCGCCGUUUCAGUACGAUGGUCGAGACGCUACAGUUGACUUUCGGAUGCUCGGGAACCGACAGGUGUCGGGUGGACUAAGCGAGUGCUCCAUGACUCCCAGAAAGCGCUCCUACAGUCAUUGUCCAGAAGACGAGGAUGCGAUGGAAAGAUCUAGUGAUAGAAGCAAAAAGGGACUGAGCCAACGGGACAUACCGGACAUUCAAGUCUACGCCGAUGAGGGGCCCCAAAUGCAUGAAAGAGAGAUCACAGGAGCAACUACACCCGAAAUUGCCAAUAGCACGGUAGAGGAAAAGUGCAAUGAGGGAAUGAGCACUGUCCUUGACGAACAUAAUGACUACGAUGAUUCUUUCUCCGAAAAGGAGAACUUGGAUGAUGCUAUGAAUGACGACACUCAUGAUCCCAUGGAUGACACAUGUUUCAGUACUUUCUCCGCCGUUCCUAACGCAGACAUGACAUCGUUCGCUAAACUGCGAGGGGACUCGCCAUUCAAGGCAGCUCGACUAUUACCCAGCAGCCCGGGAAGAACGGACGAAAAUCAAUCCCGAAGCCCUGCACCAGCUACCCCUGAUGUUUCCAGGAGAUCACAAAGGCAAUCCGCACUCAUCGACAUCGGCACUCCCAUCGCUUCUCCCACUCCCAAGAGGCGAGAACGCAGGGAAACGGGAAACGCAAGCGAAACGCCAAACUUGCUUGACCUAACAGAUCAGACAAACUUCUUUCCACGUCAACGCUAUAGUAUACAGAAGGAGCGAUAUUCGCCCUCACGACGUUCGCCGUUGAGGACUCUUCGAGAAUCCAUUCGAUCCCCUUCAAAGGUCUCACUGCUCGACUUUGACAUUCCUGCGAUUCCGACGCCUAGGUCUAUACCGACCGUCACCCCCCGGGAGUUGGAAUCUUUGAAAUCCGGGUUCCUCUCUGAGAUAUCCUCACUCAAAGCAACGCUGAGCGGGAAAGAGGCGGAAGUCUCCAGCCUGAAGAAUGCUGUUGCGGAUGCUGAACGGCGGGUUGGAGAAGCUCUAGAGGAAGUCCGUAACGAAGCUGCGGCAAAAGAGGCUCUUGAAAUUGAGCAAGCCGAAUGGCAGCGGCGCGGUCAAGAGAUGGAAGACGUCUUGCGAACUGUCAGGGCAGAUAUUGUUGAGGGUGAGCGGGAAAAGGAGCGGCUUAUGAGCAAGGUCGAAGAGGCGGAGAAAGGCCGGGAACAUCUGGAAAGGCGCAUGGUCGAGUUGGAGAGCCAGCUAUCGGCUGCGCGUAAGUCAGCUCCUAGUGAUACUUGCGACCACGGGAGUGCACAGUGCACGACCACUGCCGAGGAGACCGCAAGGGAAGUACAAGAUGCCGUCGAAAAGGUUGCGCGUGAGCUUCACACCUUGUACAAAAGCAAACAUGAAACCAAGGUUGCUGCUUUGAAGAAGAGCUACGAAGCCCGCUGGGAGAAGCGCGUGCGGGAAGCCGAGAACAAAUGCAAAGCUGUCAGCGAGGAGAAUGAGCGGCUGAAAAACGAGCGCGAUGCUGCUUUGUCGGGGACUUCCCGCCCUGAUGCUAGCAUCGUGGCCCAUCAGAAUGACGAGCACGAGGCAGAGAAACACGUUUUGGAGGCCCAAAUCAAGGGUCUGCAGCAAGAGAUGGCAACCCUCAAGCAGGACAACGAACGGUUGCAUGCCGAGUUGAAGGUAGAGAGAGCAGAAAAGGGAGAGCUCGUCGCCGCUGUGGAUGAAUGGCUGGCAAUUCAGCAGAACGCGCCACAGCCGUCCGGCGCCCCCGAGUCUCCCAUUGUGAGUGCGGAGUAUGAAACACCAGAGCCAGAGCCCGCCACGGUAGAGUCAACAGAAGAGUUCAGAAAAAGUAUCGGCCGCAGCGGCUCCAGUGGUAUCCGGCCUCCUAGCACAGGUUCUGGCAGCGGGGAGAAGAGGAUCCCUAGGAUUGGCGCACCAGCGGGCCGGCAUCUCAGAGGCCAUAGCGGAGGCAAGUCGGGCAUUGCCGUCUUUACUCCAGGUCGCGGUGUUGGCGGUAUUAUGGGUUCCAUAGAACGGAUGGGACGUGGUGGUGUCUAG
Aspergillus viridinutans is the source of this 2322-nucleotide messenger RNA. RefSeq lists its product as uncharacterized. The transcript has a single exon. NCBI's taxonomy places the organism in Eukaryota, Fungi, Ascomycota, Eurotiomycetes, Eurotiales, Aspergillaceae. Bases 1 to 2322 code for a protein of 773 amino acids. Gene Ontology annotation, biological process: mitotic spindle organization; cell population proliferation. The record is from RefSeq and is a predicted model, not a curated record. Gene Ontology annotation, cellular component: cytoplasm.